Messenger RNA from Chiloscyllium plagiosum (whitespotted bambooshark), 5840 nucleotides. RefSeq names its product 5'-nucleotidase, cytosolic IIa (gene nt5c2a). Lineage: Eukaryota; Metazoa; Chordata; Chondrichthyes; Orectolobiformes; Hemiscylliidae. Gene Ontology annotation, molecular function: 5'-nucleotidase activity. The record is from RefSeq and is a predicted model, not a curated record.
AUUCGGGGGAGAGAGACCGGGGACCGGAGGGAGAUCGCUGUCCCCUCACCCUCCUUCCCGAGUGAGGAGGCACUGCGCGACGACUGGGGGCACUUCUCUUCGAGUCUGGGGUGUCCAAUCCUGGCUCCAUCUGCUGCCGGUUCCCGCCCCACACUGCCUCACCCGUCCGCCGGUCAGCCACUCAGGCUGCGGGCCCGGGGUGAAGCCAGGGGGGUACCGUUGGGUCUAAGGGGCGGGGCGGUUUCCAUGGACUGAGUACCCGUCCCCUCCCGAUCCGAUCCAGUCUAAGGGGGUUUGUCGAUGUGCUCAGUCCUCCCUCCCCCAGACUGAGGAAUAGCAUCUGUCUCUUCCCCUUCUCAAUCCAAUGGCUCUGUCCUCCCUGCAUCCCUCAUACUGAGGGGAGUAGGGGGACGUCCAUGUACUUUCCCAUCCCAGUCACUGGGGGGGUAAAGUAAUUUUAGAAGGAAAAAGUUCCUGUGUCACUUACUCAGAUCUGCCUCACAGCUAAAUCUCUUUGUAAAAUCUGUACUUCACUCCACUCCUCUCCAGAGAUUUUCUCAUUGCACUGUGGCACAGUUUGGAAGCAGUCAGAAGCUGUUCUCUCACCUGAUCCUGAAUUUGAAAUUGGAAGACGAUCUUUUGCAGUGGCUAACUCUACACUUGAUGUACGGCUGGAGUUUGGGGCAAUGAAUAUAACGGAAAGAGAAAUUCCUUGAUGUUUCUCAAAUACACUUUUUCUAAUUGCUGCUUAUAAUUAAUUACUGAAGCAAGUAUGUGCUCGUGGAGUGAGAAACUCAAUGCUGACCUUUCUGGGACCAUGGAUGCUAGCAACAUGAAGAAAUACCGACGUGAGGCUUACCACCGAGUGUUUGUAAACCGCAGUUUGGCAAUGGAGAAGAUUAAAUGUUUUGGAUUUGACAUGGACUACACUCUAGCAGUGUACAAAUCUCCAGAAUAUGAGGCUUUGGGCUUCGAUUUGACCGUUGAGCGCUUGAUCUCCAUUGGGUAUCCUCAGGAGCUAUGCAACUUUGUCUAUGAUCCUGUUUUCCCUACCAGAGGUCUGAUCUUUGACACAUUAUAUGGAAACUUGCUGAAGGUGGAUGCAUAUGGGAACAUCCUGGUCUGUGCCCACGGAUUCAACUUCAUGAGGGGCCCAGAUAUAAGGGAGCAAUAUCCAAACAAGUUUAUUCAGCGAGAUGAUACUGAACGCUUUUACAUCCUCAACACCCUCUUCAAUUUGCCAGAGACCUAUCUGUUUGCUUGUCUGGUUGAUUUUUUUACGAAUUGCCCCCGAUACACAAGCUGUGAAACAGGAUUUAAAGAUGAUGAUCUCUUCAUGUCCUACAAGAGUAUGUUCCAGGAUGUGCGAGAAGCUGUCGACUGGGUCCACUACAAGGGAUCUUUGAAAGAAAAGACUUUGGAAAACUUGGCAACCUAUGUUGUUAAAGAGCCUAAACUUGCACUGCUGCUGAGCCGAAUGAAUGAAGUUGGCAAAGUAUUUUUGGUCACAAACAGUGAUUACACUUACACCAAUAAAAUCAUGACGUACAUGUUUGACUUCGCACAUGGUCCUGAGCCUGGCACUGCUCACCGCCCAUGGCAGUCAUACUUCGACUUGGUUGUAGUGGAUGCUCGGAAACCACUGUUUUUUAGUGAGGGAACAGUUCUGCGACAAGUGGACACGGCAACUGGUCACCUGAAGAUUGGGACACACACAGGACCCCUCCAGCAUGGGAUUGUGUACUCGGGUGGUUCCUCAGAUAUUAUGGGUGACCUGCUGGGGACAAAAGGCAAAGACAUUUUGUACAUCGGUGAUCACAUUUUUGGUGAUAUUUUGAAGUCGAAGAAGCGACAGGGCUGGAGAACAUUCCUGGUCAUCCCAGAACUCGCUCAAGAGCUACAUGUCUGGACUGACAAAAGCACUUUGUUUGAAGAGUUGCAGAGUCUGGAUGUGUUUCUGGCUGAACUAUACAAGCAUCUAGACAGUAGCAGUAAUGAGAGGCCUGACAUCAGUGCCAUUCAGAGAAGGAUCAAGAAAGUCACUCAUGAUAUGGACAUGUGUUAUGGGAUGAUGGGGAGCCUUUUCCGUAGUGGCUCCCGUCAAACACUCUUUGCCAGUCAGGUGAUGCGUUAUGCCGAUCUGUAUGCAGCAUCCUUCAUCAAUCUUCUCUACUAUCCCUUCAGUUACCUCUUCCGUGCUGCCCAUGUCUUGAUGCCUCAUGAGUCAACAGUGGAGCACAGCCAUGUCGAUAUUCAUGAUGUUGAGUCUCCAAUGGCAACUCGCAACCGCUCAACAAGCUCCAUGGAUAUUAAAGAGACUGAGUACAAACGGCACCAUCUCACUCGAUCAAUUAGCGAAAUAAAACCACCCAACCUUUUCCCACAAACUCCACAAGAAAUUACACACUGCCAUGAUGAAGAUGAUGACGAAGAGGAGGAAGAGGAGGAAGAAUAAUAAGCAAGUGAAUCUCUUUAAUCCUGCCCCAUCCCACAGAAGUGACAUGGUUUUAAGUAUGUAAAAUUGAAGAUUAGUAACCUGAUCAGAAUGGAAAGAUGACUGUGAAAUGUUCAAUGGAUUCAAAGGGACAGGGUUUCGUUUCAAACCUGGAAAUUUGUGAGAAUCGCUAAAUAUUGAAACUUGUUUUUCAGUUUUCCUUUAAGUAAUUUGACAAUGUGCAAAUGAAUUUUAAUUGCAAGUCAGAAGUUUGCAUUGAAUGCAGGAAAUGAUGGACUUUGAAGACUGAGUUAAAUAUUGUCACGUCUGUGACAAAUUCAUUGGAUGUUUCACUGAAGAUAAUAGUUGUUGGAAAGGGAAUUGUAAAAUUGAGCCUGUAAUUUCUGUCUUUGACUUAGCACAGCCUGAGAUUCUGACAACACCAGCAAAUUGUUUUAACCUCCUCUUAAAGUGAGCCUUUUUUGGAUCCGUCCUCUGGAUUUUAUAUGUUUUAUUCUUAUAUUUUUGUUAUAGUUCUGGGGGUUUGGUCUCACUAUGGAAUUUGAGUUUAUGAAUGAUUGAUUGGAGUAGGAUCAGGGAACUUUAUGCAUUCACUUUUCAAAGUUGACUAAUGUUAACCUUGGUACAGAGAAGUUGCAUGUUUCUGCAGCAAUUGGAGUUUGAGAAUGGGUCCUUGAAGCUGCUUCUGUUGGACAAUACUUGAACAUCUGGUGGAUCUUCAGUGUGAGACAACAAGAGUUGGGAAUCCCACAAAUGUUUUUAGGGUGGGUGAUGUGGUAUGUAGAAAUGACUGUAUGUGGUAUCACUGCACAAAUUGCAGUUUAUAUUUUUCUAAUUGCUUUCCUUUCAGGGUCAGUGUUCCCACAGUGGCUUGGGGUUUGGAUCCAAAUUCAGUCAAGUGUAGAACUGACCAUUUUGGUUAAAGAUGAUGUGAGAAAUUUAAAAGUUUUAAUUGGGAUUAUGUAAAGGGAGUUUUGCUGUGCAUAAGCACCUAACCUUUUGCUGUAUCUGCCCAGGGAGAAUAAAUUACAUUUAGUAUUGUAACAUUUAGGACAAGCAGCCCUUGAUUGGUAUCCCAGCUGCCAUCUUAACUGUUUAACCUUUUCACCACUGCACAGUGGCAGCAGUGUGUACCGUCCACAAGAUGCACAGGAGCAACUCACUCAGGCUGUUUCAAAGCCACACCCCUUUGCAACUAGAAGGAGAAAGGAGAGGAAACACACAGGACAAUAACCUGCAUAACCUUCUCCACUUGCAGGUCAUCCAUUUGGAAAAUUAUUUUCAAUUUCUUUGUCAUUAUUGGGUCAAAAUCCUGUAAAUUUCUCUUUAAUACCACUGUGGCAAUACUUUAACCAAGCCAACUGCAAUGAAUCAUGGUCACCACCAUGUUCUUGAGGGCAAUAAAUACUGGCCUUGCUGGCAGCACCUACUAUUUCUUUGAUACUCAAAAUAAAAAAUAAGCUGGUGUGAAAUAGUGAACUCUCACAAUUUUUAUAUUGGCUGUAUUCAAAACACUGCCUUAUAUAUCUAUUGACCAUUGGUCAAGGCCAUUAUUCUCAGUAAAAGCUUGUGGUGCAGGACCAGCUUUAAUGCAUGAUACCUUUCCAGAAAGUUUUUUUCUUUCGAACAAGGCCAAUGGCUGUACCUUACAGGUUGUUGUGCAGUCCUGCACGUGUGCAGCUUAGGAGGAAUGUUGGUUGGAGCCCAUUAAUAUUGUUGCCAUCCUUGCACCUUAUCAUUGAGCAUUUUUAAAUUAACCUCCAUCCCAUGUGUUCAUAGGACUCCGAUUUGGCUAAUGUCAGGACUGUUGUAUGAACUAAAGCGGACCAAUUGUUUGAUUUUUCACUUUGGCAAGAGAAGUAAAUAGUCUGCAAUGUGUAGCCUGAAUUUGUCUGAAUUUCUGUUCCUUCAUUCAGAUUUUACUGUGUUCCCAUUUCACUGCUUGAUUCUUUGCCCCACCCAUAUACAGUAUCACAUCUAGUUACGCAGACAGAACAGAAAUUGAGUUUUCCUCCAUUCAGACUGGUAGUUGCCCAGCAGCAAGUAUUCUUUUUUUCACUAGAGUAGAAGCUGGCUGAACAGAUGGUACUUGUAAAGUUCGAGGAAUUGAAGUUCCUAAAUGAUCAAGGAUUCUGAUGAGCAGCAGAAUUGUUUCCCGAGAUGUUUGAAAUUUCAAUUUUUUUAAGAAACAAAUGUUAAUUGCACCCUAGAUAUUUGCUUUGGGAUCAGAAUCUCUGCUGUCACCCUAUGUAUUUUUCAAUGAAGGGUUCAAUCAACAUAAACCUUUGAGGCUGUGGUUUAAAUCAUUAUUUUAGGACUCUCUGCUCUACUGCCACUUUUGCUUAUCCCCUGAAACAACCACUUGAUAUGGUUUAAGUGUGAAUGGUGACAGUUUAAAUUAGUGUGAUUUAUUUUUUAUGCUUGAGCAAAUACAUUCAUAGCUGCCUCCAAAGACCUUGAUUACUGAUGCUGUCUUAUUACUGGGUUUUAAUCUGAAUGUGGAUUGCUAAAGGUUGAGAUUAUAUUGUCUUGUGCUUUUAUUUUUUCUAACUGCCUACCUGAAUCAUGCUGUUGUUUUGCUGCCCUCUGCCUCAGUCCCAGCUUUCAGUUGUCCAUACAACAGUUAUUUAAUAAACUAACAGGAAUUGGUGGGUUUUUUAAAUCCUUGCAAGCAAAUAGCAAUGGCAGAUUACCAAUAAUUGCACAAAAUAGAGCUUGUGAGUAUGUAUUUUAUAAGCAUAGUGCCAAUUCAUUGGUCCUGAAAGCUUAAGUCUUGUUUUACUCAAUCUUGGUUGUUGCAAAUAGCUGAAAUGAGGAUGAGAACAGCUAGUGUGGACACAAAUGAGCUUGCUCUGGUGCUUUAUAAAAUAUCGAACUUUCUGUCCACUUCCAAAAAAUGCAAAGGGUCCUCACAAAGCAAUCCAAGAGGAGCUAAAACUGACUGCAAAAUCCUACAGUUACUAAUUUAUCCAAGUUGUGCGGUUGUAGUUUCCCUUAUUCACCUAUGGUUUUACAAACUCAAGAUCAGUCCUGGCAUUUGUAGAAAUGAAUUUGUUGGUCUCACUACCAUUGUAAUAUCACACUGUCUGACUUUUCUGAUCUCUCUUGUUCCAGUGAUUGUGAAGAGCUUCCUUUUUUUUAAAAAAAAAACUAGGAAAAAUGAUUUGCUUGGAACUCUUGGGGGAUGGAGCAGUUAGUGGUGAUACUGAAUCAUGGCCAAGGGCCAGUAUGCAACAAACAUAGAAACUGAGAAUUAGUUAAAAGCAAUGAAAGUGGUAACCCUUUAGGAAAACCACUCCAGGAUUUCCUGUUCAACUGUAAUAUGUAUAUAUAUUGUUCCUGAUGCUGUUUGUAAAAUAAAAGGAUGAAACAAUGUUGAGACACA